AUGUCCGGCAGGCAUAUACUUGAUGCUCUUGCCUUGCUCAGUGUAUCACGAAAUGUCGCAGCGAAACAUGUCGAUAUUCGACUUGCUCAAGCUCGAGUCUAUGGUCAAUCCUCCUCCGUCAUCAAGGCCAUAAGGACCAAAGGCCUCCCGAUCUUAGCUACCUCUGUCUCCCGGUUCGCUUCCUCUUCCCAACCUCUUUCAAAAUCAUCGAAAGAAGGUAUCGAGCAAGACCAUUUCUACACAAGAUCUGUCGAGGGGUCUCAAUCUCAGGCCUCAUCUCGUGAAGGCCUGAACGUUGAGCAAGCCCAAGCGAGGCGGGCGCCACUACCAGAUGGGACGAUACCGUCAAAUGAGAGCCCCAUCGGAGCAGAGGAGGGAGAUGGUAUAACUUUCAAUCAGGUCCCCACGGGAGAAACGCCGCAGCAUCCACUCAAGUCUCGAGCUGCCGAAGACCUCAGUUUCCGUUCAUCUACGAAGCCCAAUAUACCCGGCACCAGGUCAUUCGAGGCCCUGUCUCCAGUUGAGGCAGUAAAGGCUCAAAGACAGUCCGAAGAUCCGAUCCCUGCAAAAACCGCGGAGCCUCCGUCACCAGAAGAGAGUGCUCGGGAAUUUGGAGUGGAACAAGAGCAGGAUGUCUUCUACCAGCCACCAGGGAGCGUCAAGCCCGUUCUUUCUGCGUUGCCGCGUGUCCGUGUCCCCAAGACUGAAAACGACGUACAAGAGGGCGAUUCGCACAUCGAACCUGGUCUCAACGCCGAUGUCUACUACUCCGGAUCUAAGCGUGGGGCGGAUGGCGAGGACGAGCCCUCGGAGGAACAGCUCGCCCGCCUAUUUCGCAACCCGAAGAAUGCAAGGACUUACGGGCAAAAGGCAAGGUACGCCCCUGGCGGCGUCACAUCAAGACGCUUCCAUGGCAUGAGUGCCAUGCAACAAAAAGUCUCCGGUACGGAUGCGGAAAGUCUCAAGCAACUUGGGGUUGACCUUGCAAAAGACGUCCAGAAGAUCAAUACGCAACAACCGCAGACGGCACGGCCGUAUCAAAUGCGGGAAUCAAAGGUGCCAUCAUCUAGGGUGGGCCGGAUCUUCGAAUUUGGAGGACUUGCAGCGUCAAUGGCUUUUGGAGCUGUCAGCGAGAGUAUCAGUCGCUCGGGGGGUCCCAAUGGCUCGUUGAUGUUGAGUGCUGCCAACAUGGAACGUCUUGUCGCCAAAUUGUCCAAAAUGCGAGGUGCCGCCCUCAAGUUAGGUCAAAUGAUGAGCUUUCAAGAUUCCAAAUUGCUUCCAAAGCCCAUUCAUGAUGUCCUGCAACGCGUUCAAGACAGUGCGGAUUACAUGCCUGCCUCUCAAAGAGAUGCCGUCAUUGCCGCUGAUUUGGGUCCUAAUUGGCGUGAACAGUUUUUCCAGCAGUUCGACGAGAAACCCAUGGCCGCCGCCUCUAUCGGUCAAGUUCACGGGGCAAUAUCAAAGGACGGCAGGAGGGUUGCGGUCAAGGUGCAAUAUCCUGGUGUGGCCGAGUCGAUUUCUUCUGACCUCAACAAUCUGUCUUUGCUCCUUACUGCCUCUCGUCUGCUGCCCAAAGGGCUGUACCUGGAGAAGACCAUUGCCAAUGCCCGUACCGAGUUGGCGUGGGAGUGCAAUUACGUUCGCGAGGCCGAAUGCGCAAAGAGGUUUCGGAGGCUCUUAGCAGACGAACAGGACACCUUUACAGUCCCCGAGAUCAUCGACGAAGCAUCAGGCAGUCGAGUCCUGACCAUGGAGAGAAUGGAGGGCAUUCCAGUCACAAAAGUACAAAAUUUUACGCAGGAGCAGAAGGACUGGAUCGGGUCACAGAUCCUACGACUCUGUCUGCGAGAGAUCACCGAGUUCAGAUACAUGCAGACGGAUCCCAAUUGGACCAACUUCCUCUACAAUUCAAGAACGAACAAGUUGGAGUUACUUGACUUUGGUGCAUCCAGAGAAUUUCCCGAGAAGUUCAUUCACCUCUACAUCAAGACUCUCAUCGCCGCGUCGAGAAAAGACAGGGACGCCUGCAGGGAUUUCUCCAUCGAGCUAGGCUAUCUCACUGGUUAUGAAUCCAAGGCGAUGUUGAACGCCCAUAUCGACUCAGUUAUGACACUGGCGGAACCCUUUAUGGAUUUCAGUCCAGACGUGUAUGACUUCAAGGACCAAACCAUCACCGACCGAGUUCGAGCCCUCAUUCCCGUCAUGCUGAGAGAAAGACUGGCACCGCCGCCAGAAGAGACCUACAGCCUUCAUCGGAAGCUGAGUGGCGCGUUCCUUUUAUGUGCCAGACUUGGCAGCCGAGUCCGAUGCAAGGAACUUUUCGAGCAGGCGCUCAACAAAGCCGGGAUACAAUAA
Molecule: messenger RNA, 2355 nt
Organism: Fonsecaea erecta
Lineage: Eukaryota; Fungi; Ascomycota; Eurotiomycetes; Chaetothyriales; Herpotrichiellaceae
Exons: 2
Coding region: 1-2355 (784 amino acids)
Biological process (GO): ubiquinone biosynthetic process
Cellular component (GO): extrinsic component of mitochondrial inner membrane
Molecular function (GO): kinase activity
Source: RefSeq, a predicted model, not a curated record